AUGUGCCACACCAGCUGCUCCUCAGGUUGCCAGCCUGCCUGCUGUGUGUCCAGCCCCUGCCAGCCCUCCUGCUGUGUGUCCAGCCCCUGCCAGCCAUCCUGCUGCAAGCCUGUUAUCUGCAUUCCUGUGAGAUACCAGGCCACCUGCUGUGUGCCCAUGAGCUGCAGACCCACUGUGUGCAUGACUCCCUCCUGCCAGUCCUCUGUGUGUGUGCCUGUGAGCUGCCGGCCUGUCUGCGUGACCUCCUCCUGCCAGUCAUCCGGGUGCUGCCAGCCCUCCUGCCCCACUCUGGUCUGCAGACCCUCCUGCUGCUGA
This is a messenger RNA of Alexandromys fortis (reed vole), 315 nucleotides long. RefSeq names its product keratin-associated protein 12-1. Gene Ontology annotation, cellular component: keratin filament. The coding region runs from base 1 to 315 and encodes 104 amino acids. NCBI's taxonomy places the organism in Eukaryota, Metazoa, Chordata, Mammalia, Rodentia, Cricetidae. The record is from RefSeq and is a predicted model, not a curated record. The transcript has a single exon.